AUGCACCAUGAUCAAGCUGUCAACUCUUUGAUGCAGUGGAAGGAAUGCACCAAAAAUACUCAUGUACAGUGCCUCACCCGGCAUCCCAAUCUGACUAUAUUCUUGGGCCCCGACACCAUCCUCAUCAGUCGCAUGACGUUAUCUGUAGAAGUACUUAGAGGCUUGAAUACCCCACCUUUGAGGUUCGCAGUACAAGCGGGCAGCAAAAUGGGUACAGCUCUCCUAUCAGCCCAUUUUUACAGUUACAGCGAAUUUCGUGCUGCUGCUGCGUCCACAAGAGCUGCCUGCUUAUCUUGGACGGGGACCUGGAGCCAAGUAGCUAGGAUCAGUUUGGUAAUGAGCCGACACUUGGGCCAACAGGCACAAGCAUUGAUGGCGGAUUGA
This is a messenger RNA of Clonostachys rhizophaga, 384 nucleotides long. NCBI's taxonomy places the organism in Eukaryota, Fungi, Ascomycota, Sordariomycetes, Hypocreales, Bionectriaceae. The record is from the annotation of a GenBank genome assembly.